AUGGCGAAUUUUCAUUAUUGUUAUGCUUCUAUCCUAUUUAUUUAAAUCUGGUGCUUUGAAGUGUCGAAGUUGAAUCCUUAUUACUAGUUAGAAUAAUAAGCGUUUGAAUUUAAUGAUGCAAAUUUUACUCAAAAUGAAUGCUUUACUUAUGGAAUCUGGUCAAAAUAUAAUCCUUUAAGUAUUACUUCUUAAGUUGGAUCCUUGGGUUUACUUGAUAGCAACUGUUUCCAUUUGCACAAUAUAAUGGGCUAAUCUUCGCAAAGUUUGAAUCUUAUUUACUAUGACUGUUUAGAUGAGAACACUCAAAGUAUUAAAAAGAUACUUGAAUUUAUAAAUGAGGAUGAAGAGGUAUUUAAAUUUGAAAUUAGCAUUGAUGUUUUAGAAUAUGAAAAUAUUUGGUACUUUUUAUAAAUUGUUGAAUGGCCAGGUUUAUUUAAAUUGGAAUUUGUAAUAUUUCAAGAGAUUACCAUGAAAAUGCAUGAGAUAAAGCAAAUGUAACGACCAUUCAAAGAUAAGAAUAUUGUGCUAAGAUUUGGAGGAGAUUUAAUUGUAACUAAUUCGAACAUACCAAAUUUAUAUACAAAUACAAAAUUUGCAUACUUUCCAGGAUUUAUAAUGAUAUAAAAAUUAUCAACUUAAUCAUUAGAAUUAGAUGUUGAUUUUGAUUCAUUCGUUCAAAGCACAUAUAGCGAUUAUGGAUAUUGUGAAUGUGAAUUGAAUGAAGAGGUUAAUUUACCCGAUGUCUCAUUAGAUUGGUUGGAUAAAUAAAUUUAUAUAUCAAAAAAUACAAAUUGUGAAUCCUUCAUUUUAUCUGGGUGGCUUAAAAUUAAAGAGAUUAUAUCAUCAACAGGGGAUUUUACUUAUUAAUUUAUAAUUUUAUCAGCUAACUUUUAGAAUUAAUUUUCUAAUAAGAACUUAUCUCCUUUUCAAAUGAGCUAUUAAAUAUCUACUGGAGGUAACAAAAUUGA
This is a messenger RNA of Paramecium octaurelia, 968 nucleotides long. Lineage: Eukaryota; Ciliophora; Oligohymenophorea; Peniculida; Parameciidae. The record is from the annotation of a GenBank genome assembly.